Messenger RNA from Bombus pascuorum, 1560 nucleotides. Its product is annotated as SET and MYND domain-containing protein 4-like. The record is from RefSeq and is a predicted model, not a curated record. The transcript has 5 exons. Lineage: Eukaryota; Metazoa; Arthropoda; Insecta; Hymenoptera; Apidae. Bases 1 to 1560 code for a protein of 519 amino acids. Gene Ontology annotation, molecular function: protein binding.
AUGUCGAACAAGGAUUAUGAGGGGGCUAUCAACUUUUAUACGAGAGGAUUGCAAGAAGUCGUCCCAUACUGCGACGUAUCAGCAAUAUUAUACUCAAAUCGUGCUAAAGCCUUGGGAUGCCUUAAAAUGUACGAGGAGAGUUUAAUAGAUAUCGAUAGGGCGAUCGAAAUUUCUCCCAAUACCGAAUUAACCAAGAAUUUCAAAGAUAUAAAGAUGGAAAUAGAAAAAGGAGCUUCUUGUCCGAACAGAGAAAAGUUCUUUUACGAAUGGAAAACAAACAUCGAGAAUAUACCAUCGCUAUCGCAUGACGAAAACAAAGAUAUUUCUGGUAUGAGCGACGCUGUUCGCUUGGUUCAUUGUACAAAAUAUGGUGUAAAUUUUGAAGCGGCGAAACCCAUCGGCACCGGAGACGUAAUUCUAAUCGAAAAACCACAAGUAAUGUCUAUCCAUCAACCAGACGUUGCUGUUCGGAAUUUAUGUCACUAUUGCCUAAAAUGGUACAGAGCAUUACUUCCAUGCGAACAGUGUAAUAGCGCGCUAUAUUGUUCGAAAGAAUGCCGUGCAAAAGCAUAUGAGGAAUACCAUCGAAUCCAGUGCAACUCUAACAAUUUUCCAAAUGAUGUUCAAUUUGUAAUAAAGUUGCUUAUGAAGAUUACGGAAAACGGUGAAAAACUUACAGAAGCCAUUAAAUAUUGCGAGGAGCUAGAUAUCAUGAGUGCAGAUCCGAACAAAGAAUUUUGUACGAUACGUGAUAAUUUGGGAGACAAUUUGAAAUCCGUCCUCAAUUUGAGUAUAUCGAUGAAGAAGAAUGACAAGAAAAAUAAAAUAAAUAUAAUGAAAUCAGCCUAUAUCGCUUCAUUCCUACGAAACCAGACCACGUAUGUGCAGGGAUACAACGAUAUCUUAAGUAUCGCUAAAUUAUUAUUCCGCUUAUUCUACAUCUUCGAUGUACACGUCUUUAUGGAGGAUAUAUCGGUUGACGCAGAAAAUAUAAGUGGAGUAUACAAUCUGUAUUCCUUGCUUAGCUUGGUUCGUCAUUCUUGUUGUGCGAAUACAGUCUAUUCGAUACACAAGAAUGGCGUGAUAGCUGUACGCGCAGCUAAAGACAUGAAACCAGGUGAACAGAUAACUUUUAAUUUUCGACCUAAAAUGGAAAACUCAAGAGUCUCGAGCAUUUUUACAUCACGUGUAAUGUGCAAAAGUAAAUGUAAUACCUCGACUUGUGAGUUCUGUUCUAGUACUAAACUUGUGGUUGAUAGGAAAUUAAAAGCAACGGAAGUAUUAGAAUGCUGCCUAGCAAAUCAGAGUCGUUUUGCAAUAAAAGCAUCAACGUUUAAAGCACUAAUCGAGAACAAAAUCAACUGCAAUAUUCCACUAAAAACACCCGAAGAUAUCGAACAGACAGUAACAACAUUGAUAGAAGUUAUACAAGAAGCAGUAUGGGCAACUGUUAAUUAUGAACCAAACAACAGGCAAACAAAAAUAAUUCCAAUAGACAUCCUUAACAAAAUCGGAGAAGAAAGGAAAGCGAAAGCAAAAUGGCAAAAACAGAACACGUGA